GGGCAAGCAGCGAAGAGGGUGAAUGCUGCCCCGCGCUGCACUCGGCCGUUCCUCUCGUCGUGUAUCACGCUCUCCGAAACGGUUCAUCAGCAUUCCGUACCGCAGAAUGGCUGGCGUCGCCUCCACGUAUGACGAGCCCGUCCACAUUGCCGUCAUUGGCGGCACGGGCAUCCAGUCGCUCCCCGGCUUCACCCUUGCCGCGUCGCUGAAGAUUGACACGCCGUGGGGCCAGCCGUCGUCGCCCAUCUCCAUCCUGCACCACCCCUCGCCCUCGACGGGCAAGCCCAUUCCCAUCGCCUUCCUCUCGCGCCACGGCCUGCACCACGAGCUCGCCCCGCAUGAGGUCAAGAACCGCGCCAACAUCGCCGCCCUGAGGAGCAUCGGCGUGCGCACCAUUGUCGCCUUCUCGGCCGUCGGCUCGCUGCAGGAGGAGGUGCACCCGCGCGACUUCGUCGUGCCCGACCAGAUCAUCGACCGCACCAAGGGCAUCCGGCCCUUUACCUUCUUCGAGGGCGGCAUGGUGGGCCACGUCGGCUUCGGCGACCCCUUCGACACGAGCCUGGCCAAGAUUGUGCGUCGCUGCGGGCACUCGCUCGAGGGCGAGGGCGUCCGUCUGCACGACACGGGUCUGCUCAUCUGCAUGGAGGGCCCGCAGUUCUCUACCCGCGCCGAGUCGAACCUGUACCGCUCUUGGGGCGGAUCCGUCAUCAACAUGUCGGCGCUGCCCGAGGCGAAGCUGGCGCGCGAGGCCGAGAUUGCCUACCAGAUGAUCUGCAUGGCCACAGACUACGACUGCUGGAGAGGAGGCCCGGACGAGGACGUCAACGUGGAGAUGGUUAUGGCACACAUGAAGGCCAAUGCCGAGAACGCCCGACGCUUUGUCGGCGCCGUCCUCGACGAGUUGAGCAAGGAGGAGCACAGCGAGCUGGUGCUCGCCAAGCAUCUUGAGGGCCAGAUGAGGUUUGCCGGCGCCAUGACACACAAGCACGCCCGCGGGCCGGCGGAGAAGAAGCUGCAAUGGCUCUUCCCAGGCUACUUCGAUUAGGCACUGCAAUGGGCAGAAUAACUGCCGAACGUCCCUAUCGCCUGUAGAAGUCGCCUCAACUAUCCACAUAGAGCACAGUAUCUGGCCGGCAACGGCAACGGCAACGAACUUUACGAGCGCGACCCAGAGCAUAUCUAGAUGUUGACCUUGCGUCUUACCCUAAUCCCAUGCCAUCAGAUCGCCCAAAGAGGAAGGUCAAUAAUUCCUCCAAAAACCCCGUCCCAGCCAGCCAUCGAGUUCCCGCAUUGCGAUAUGCACUCGAUGCUAGCGGCCGCUGUCCCGUGCCCCGCGGAGAGCAACGCGUCGAACCGAC
Paraphaeosphaeria sporulosa is the source of this 1358-nucleotide messenger RNA. RefSeq names its product Methylthioadenosine phosphorylase. Bases 107 to 1045 code for a protein of 312 amino acids. NCBI's taxonomy places the organism in Eukaryota, Fungi, Ascomycota, Dothideomycetes, Pleosporales, Didymosphaeriaceae. Gene Ontology annotation, biological process: nucleoside metabolic process. Gene Ontology annotation, cellular component: cytosol. The transcript has 2 exons. Gene Ontology annotation, molecular function: S-methyl-5-thioadenosine phosphorylase activity. The record is from RefSeq and is a predicted model, not a curated record.